Molecule: messenger RNA, 558 nt
Organism: Syngnathoides biaculeatus (alligator pipefish)
Lineage: Eukaryota; Metazoa; Chordata; Actinopteri; Syngnathiformes; Syngnathidae
Gene: mrps18c
Product: mitochondrial ribosomal protein S18C
Exons: 6
Coding region: 74-496 (140 amino acids)
Biological process (GO): mitochondrial translation
Cellular component (GO): mitochondrial small ribosomal subunit; ribosome
Molecular function (GO): small ribosomal subunit rRNA binding; structural constituent of ribosome
Source: RefSeq, a predicted model, not a curated record
UGACAAAGACAACAGGAAGAAAAAAAAUUCAGGAAAUCGGUGACAAUAACAUCCGGUUCGUCCUUCGAUCAAAAUGCUGCCUCGCAAUCGGGCACCUCGCCUAUUUUUUUGUGUCUUUUCGCGACUCAAAAACGGGAUUCAUCCCGCAGCUUCACUAAGCGACUCGGCUUCAUGUGACGGACCAACAGAAAAACAGCAACACAAAGAUGACGGCUCGCUCGUCAAGAUGGAGAACCCGUACAAGGAGCCACGGAAAGGUUGCGUCCUCUGUAACGUCACCGUCGACUUCAAGAACAUUCAGCUUUUGUCUCAGUUCAUCUCGCCGCACACGGGAAGGAUCUACGGCCGCCACGUCACGGGCUUGUGUGGAGCCAAACAAAACGACGUUUCCAAAGCCAUCAAGAAGGCGCACGCCAUGGGUUUCAUGUCGGUGACGCACAAACAUCCCGACUUGAUGCGGGACCCCAACAUCUGCGGCAUCAAAAAUGUGAAUUAGCCCCCCCCCCCCCCCCCCCCAACUCCCGUCAUUGGCCAAUAAACAUAAUAUUAUUAUCCCAA